AUGUCCGUACGCACCCAAUCCUCUCCCCACCCCUGGGACGUCUACGCACAGCAGAUGUUUUCCCAUGGGUACGGUUAUCCUCUCUGGCUCCCAGAGCCCUCUCCCAGCGCGCUCCCGGUGCAGAUAUGCGAUGUCGCCUGGAUGGACGGCGGUGGCCUCCGGCAACUGUUCAACGCGCGCUGCACAGAACUCACCAGGCAGGUCCUCGAAGCCGUCCCCGACCACUUCAUCCCGUUCAACCCACCCAACCUGUUUGAGAGCGGCCCCGAGCAGCGGCUUCGUCAGCGCGUGCUGUGCAGCCGUACUCUCUACAACACUAGGAUCUCAGGCGCCGUCAGCGCAGACCUUGGAGGUCUCAGCGUGGACUUCCAAUGCGUGUCCAACGCAGGCGCGGUGCUCAUCAGUGGGCCCCUCGCGCACUCACGCGAAAUACAGUCACACAACCACUUUCGGGAGUACAUGCGGGAGAACUUCGACAGUUGGAUGGCCUUCGCACGCCAGUGGGGACUCGACCUUCGCGACGAGGACCUUUGCUUCGUUUACGGGACAACGAAGACGGCCGAAUGGUCUGUAAGCGCCUUCCACGGGCAGUACAAGACCCGGAGCGGGUCGAUACAGGCGAACUUCGCCUCGGUGGGAUCCGUGGGUCUCUCGGUCGACGUCGCGAACAGCACGGCGCCGAACUGCUGGCACGGCGUUGGUCCAGUGAACCAGGAGCGCAACAGCGCCGGGGCCCGAUUCGCCUUCCUCUCUGGGGCAGACUCUCCAGACUCUCCUGAGUCUCCUCCGUCUCUCGCCAGCAAUAGCCGAGAGAUUGAAGGAGACCAGUGCAUCUUCUUCCGGUACUACAAGAUGAAACGGCGCGUGACGGUCUUCCCUCCUCGUCCGAUGAAGGCCGCCGCGGGAUAUGACCAGCUGCCGCCGCCAGACCACGACCAAUAUGACACGCCGAAGAUACUCGUCGAAGACCUGACAUACGACAUCGAACCCGAGUCUCUCUCGGAUACGGCCACCGAGUACGUGCCCUUCACUCUCGUGCGGAAGCGUCCUCACCGCGCUUCUUAG
Messenger RNA from Epithele typhae, 1065 nucleotides. RefSeq lists its product as uncharacterized. The transcript has 2 exons. Bases 1 to 1065 code for a protein of 354 amino acids. NCBI's taxonomy places the organism in Eukaryota, Fungi, Basidiomycota, Agaricomycetes, Polyporales, Epitheliaceae. The record is from RefSeq and is a predicted model, not a curated record.